Candidula unifasciata is the source of this 1527-nucleotide messenger RNA. The record is from the annotation of a GenBank genome assembly. Lineage: Eukaryota; Metazoa; Mollusca; Gastropoda; Stylommatophora; Geomitridae.
AUGUCUCUCGCGGACGAAUUACUUGCCGACUUAGAGGAAGGUGGCGAAGAGCUAGAAACUAUAGAUGAAGAAGAUGAAAUGGCCAUUGCAGAUGUGACAGACGAUGGCAAUGAAACAGACCGGCGAGAUCCUUCGCUCACAUUGACCGUCAAAAGUGUGGCCAAACUGAAAGGCAGCGCUGAGCUAAACAGAAUAUUAGAAAGCAUCGAAGAAUAUUCAGCCAAACCGAAACGUACAGAAGUUGUCGGUCCAGUAGAAGCUGAUCCUGAGUACAAAUUAAUUGUUGAUGCCAACAAUAUGACAGUUGAGAUCGACAACGAAAUCAAUGUUAUCCAUCAGUUUAUCAAAGAUAUUUAUUCAAAAAGGUUUCCAGAGUUGGAGUCUUUGGUUCCUACACCGUUGGAAUAUAUUUGUACAGUCAAAGAAUUGGGCAAUAAUAUUCUGGAAAAAUCUAAGAAUAAUGAAACUCUCCAGGACAUACUAACCCCAGCAACAAUUAUGGUUGUCAGUGUUACAGCAUCGACUACUCAAGGUGUGGAGUUGUCAGAUAAAGACUUGAAUAUGGUCAUGGAAGGCUGCGACAUGGCAGUUGACCUAAAUAAAAGUAAAGACAGAAUAUUUGAAUAUGUUGAGUCACGAAUGACUUUAAUUGCUCCAAAUCUGACUAUUAUUGUUGGAGCAUCCAUCGCAGCUAAACUAAUGGGUACUGCAGGAGGAUUAACUAACCUCUCAAAGAUGCCAGCUUGUAAUGUUUUGCUGCUGGGAAGCCAGAAAAGGACACUGGCAGGGUUUUCGAGCACCGCUAUUCUUCCCCAUACUGGUUUUAUAUACAACAGUGAGCUUGUGCAAAAAAUGCCCCCUGACAUGAGACGCAAGACAUCAAGAGCAGUGGCAGCUAAGUGCACACUUGCAUCAAGAGUUGACAGCUUUCAUGAAAGCCUCGAUGGAACCAUAGGAGAUCGGCUCAGAGGUGAAUUAGAUGCAAAAAUGGAUAAGAUGACAGAGCCACCACCUGUUAAAUUCUCCAAGCCAUUGCCAGCACCUAUUGAGCAGUCAAAGAAGAAAAGAGGAGGAAGGAGAGCCAGAAAAAUGAAGGAAAGGCUUGGCUUAUCUGAGCUGAGAAAACAGGCCAACAGAAUGACCUUUGGUCAGAUAGAAGAAGAUGCCUACCAGGAUGAUCUGGGAUUUUCCAUGGGAACAAUGGGUCGGUCAAGCUCAGGAAAGAUCCGCGGCCCACCAGUGGAUGCAAAGACCAAGGCAAGGAUUUCAAAGACAUUGCAGCAGAAGUUGAACAAACAGAAUCAGACUUGGGGAGGCAGUACCACUGUGAAAAGACAGGUAGAAGGCACUGCUUCAAGUGUUGCAUUCACACCUCUCAAGAAUCUGGAGAUUUUCAACCCCCAUGCAGCAGAGACAAAAGUUCAGCAAGCGACACAGCGCUAUUUCUCUUCAACUGGCUCCUUUCUCAAGGUGAAAAAGGACGCCAUGGGCCCUCCUGCAGUACCCAAACCUCCAGUGUCGAAGUAA